GAGUUUUGGGAAACAACGACAACAACAACCAGGCAGCGGUGAAGCGGUUGAAUUUCACCUGACAUUCAACAAUAUCAUCAUCAUCAUCAUCAUUCCUUUCUUUCUCUCUUUCUUUCUUUCUUCCAAAUUUUCAAUUGAAUUUCUCAAAUUCGUGUUGUUCACGUCACGCAAAGAAUUGAUUGAUCAUCAUCGAAGAGAAGUUGUUGUUUAACAAUGGCGGAAGGGAGUAAUACUCCUGUUCUUCUUCCUGAUUUGUUGAAAAACACGCCUUCCAAUAUAGCUAGAUUGGAAGAUGUUAUUGAACAAUCUAAAGCUAGACAAAAGUAUCUCGCUCAUACUAACAGUUCUUCUGAUGGCGGUGAUGUUCGUUGGUAUUUUUGUAAAACCUCUUUAGCCCCUAAUGAGUUGGCGGCGUCAGUCCCGAGCACUGAGAUAGUCGGGAAGAGUGACUAUUUUCGUUUUGGCAUGAGAGAUUCUCUGGCAAUUGAGGCAUCUUUCUUGCAGAGAGAGGAAGAAUUGCUUUCUAGUUGGUGGAGAGAAUAUGCAGAGUGUAGUGUUGGACCAAGAGAACGACAAACUACCAAGUUAGAUAGACAUCAAUUUUGUGAAAUUGAGGAAGAGAGAGUUGGAGUUCCUGUCAAGGGAGGACUGUACGAGGUAGAUUUGAUCAAGAGACAUUGUUUCCCUGUUUAUUGGAAUGGAGAAAAUCGACGUGUUCUAAGAGGCCAUUGGUUUGCUCGUAAAGGGGGCCUCGACUGGCUACCACUUCGCGAAGAUGUUGCAGAACAACUAGAGAUUGCGUAUCGUAGUCAGGUUUGGCACCGGAGAACAUUUCAACUGUCAGGACUUUUUGCUGCUCGAGUUGAUUUGCAAGGCUCCACCCAAGGCCUGCAUGCCCUUUUCACAGGAGAAGAUGAUACCUGGGAAGCCUGGCUAAAUGUUGAUGCUUCUGGUUUUGCUAAUUUUGUGAGUCUUACUGGACAUGGAAUCAAACUAAGACGUGGUUACUCCCCAUCAAAUUCGCCAAAACCAACCCAGGAUGAAUUAAGGCAAAAGAAGGAGGAGGAGAUGGAUGAUUACUGUUCGCAGGUUCCUGUUCGACAUUUGGUGUUUAUGGUUCAUGGGAUUGGGCAAAGGUUGGAAAAAUCUAAUUUGGUUGACGAUGUGGGCAAUUUUCGCCAUAUUACAGCAAGUCUUGCGGAGCAGCAUCUUACUUCACACCAACUUGGCACUCAAAGGGUCCUCUAUAUCCCAUGCCAGUGGAGGAAAGGUUUGAAGCUGAGUGGUGAAACGGCUGUUGAGAAAAUAACCUUGGAUGGAGUUCGAGGAUUGCGUGUCACGCUAAGUGCAACUGUUCAUGAUGUUUUGUAUUACAUGAGCCCAAUUUACUGUCAAGACAUAAUUGACUCGGUAUCCAACCAACUGAACCGACUAUAUCUGAAAUUUAUUAAGAGGAAUCCUGGAUAUGAUGGAAAGAUUUCUUUAUAUGGUCAUUCUCUGGGAAGUGUUCUCUCAUAUGAUAUCCUCUGCCAUCAAGACAAUUUGUCAUCCCCAUUUCCAAUGGACUGGAUGUACAGGGAACAUAGUGAAGACGAAGAACCCGUCCCUGAUGAGAAAAAUAAUUAUUUUCAGCACUCAUCGGUCAAUCAGGAUGACACAUUGAGUGGGAGGAUCUCGUCUAAUGAAAAGAAGAGUACACAACAGACUUCUUCAGAAAUGGAGGCAGAAUUUUCCGAGGAGUCCUCCAUUUUAUGCCCUGCUUCAUCAAGUGGGCACAACUUCAUUGCAGAACCCAACUCCGUGAGCCCAGGUAACGAGCGAGAUGUCUCUGACUGCAUUUCUGAUUCUAGUGACACGUUUUUUGCGAAAACGGAUGCAUCGGAUAAACUAGAGAGUGUGAAUCUUGGGCUACCGGUGCCUAAUGCAUCGGAUAAACUUGAGAGUGUGAAUCUUGGGCUACCGGUGCCUAAGGAAAAAUGUAAUGGGACAAACAACAAAGAUGAAGAAAUAAAAAAGCUCCGGGAAGAGAUUGAUUCGUUGAGCGGGAAGCUAGCUGAUCUGGAAUCAUGUGAUGGUGAUCAUACGAAAGAAGAAUUGGAUUCUGUUAAAGAUGUUCACAUGAAUGUGGAAGUACCAGAGUCAUCUCAAAAGUUGCCUCCUAUGCAAGAUGUAAUAAAGCCUUACACUCCGUAUAUCAAUUAUACAAAGCUUCUAUUCAAGGUUGAUACAUUCUUUGCUGUUGGAUCCCCUCUAGGUGUAUUUCUUGCACUCCGCAAUAUCCGAAUUGGCAUUGGAAGAGGCCAAGAAUAUUGGGAACAGGAAAAUAUUAUCGAAGAAAUGCCAGCUUGUCGGCAGAUGUUUAACAUUUUUCACCCAUAUGAUCCAGUAGCAUACAGGGUAGAGCCACUUGUCUGCAAAGAAUACAUUGGCAAACGCCCUGUCUUGAUUCCUUAUCACAGAGGAGGAAAGAGGCUGCAUAUAGGAUUUCAGGAAUUCACUGAAAAUCUAGCAGUUCGCACUCACGCAGUGAAGAGAUACAUGAAAUCUGCAAGGGAUAGGGUACUAGCAGUUUGUCAAUCAAAACUUUCAGAGAACAUAGAAGGUGAGAGCUCUGAAGAGGAGGAAGAGACAUCAUAUGGAUCUUUAAUGAUGGAGAGGUUGACUGGAAGCAAAACUGGACGAGUUGAUCACAUGCUUCAGGAUAAGACAUUUGAGCAUCCAUAUCUGCAAGCCCUCGGAUCACACACGAACUAUUGGCGAGACUAUGAUACUGCUCUUUUUAUAUUAAAACAUUUGUAUCGAGAUAUACCAGAAGAACACAAUUCGUCAACUGUGUAUAGCGCUGGAAGCUCGCAUCAUGAGACUACUUCUGUUGGUUGGUAUGAUCCAAGAGACACUGUUGAGGAAGACGCUCCUUUGACUUUCACCGACAAGGUCAAGGCCAGAAAUUUCUCAACCAAAGCUAGAAGGUUUCUUGCAAAGAACACUGCAUCCGAUUUCUAAACACAUUAUUUUAGAUACAUGUUGGGAUGAUAUUUCCAUGCAUACGUAGUUGAUGUUAUCUCCUUCUACACGAUGUAAUUAAGAUUAUGUAAUGUAAUAUACGAAAGAAUGUAACAUUAGAAGGAUUCUCUAUAUUAGAGUAGUUUCAUACGACUGACUCGAGUUAAUGUUAGAUUAGUCCAACUUCCACUGUACAUAACAAAAUUGAAAUCAUCUAUGUAAAUUAUGGUGGGUUGUAUCAAUUUAUAUAGCACUACAAUCUUACUGCUUGUAGAGUA
Medicago truncatula (barrel medic) is the source of this 3281-nucleotide messenger RNA. RefSeq names its product phospholipase SGR2. Gene Ontology annotation, cellular component: cytoplasm. The coding region runs from base 214 to 3003 and encodes 929 amino acids. Lineage: Eukaryota; Viridiplantae; Streptophyta; Magnoliopsida; Fabales; Fabaceae. The transcript has 21 exons. The record is from RefSeq and is a predicted model, not a curated record. Gene Ontology annotation, molecular function: metal ion binding; glycerophospholipase activity.